Molecule: messenger RNA, 2862 nt
Organism: Quercus lobata
Lineage: Eukaryota; Viridiplantae; Streptophyta; Magnoliopsida; Fagales; Fagaceae
Product: sucrose nonfermenting 4-like protein
Exons: 14
Coding region: 800-2188 (462 amino acids)
Source: RefSeq, a predicted model, not a curated record
CACUUUUUCCUCUCUCUCUCUCUCUCUCUCUCACACACACACAGAUUCCUCAUUCAGAGCCCACAAAAACAAAAACCCCCUCGAAGAUCCAACAAUGCCACACACGCACACACACACUCUCUCUCUCUCAGCUUCCUUUUGCAAAACUAGGGUUCUCUCUGUGUGUUUGUCUCUCUCUCUCUCUAGGUCACACUUUGUAAACCCCCAAAUUUCAUCAUAAUUACACCAAAAAAAUAGUCUUUCUCUAAUUCCCACUUCUAAUUCCUCGUCAAGUUUCAAAAUUUCGGAGCUUCGGAUUCGAUUCAGCUCUGAAUUCUUCAUUUCCUGUCAGAUCAGAGCUUAAUUUGUGGAAAAGUUUGAAACUUUUUUUUUUUUUGUGGGGUUUUGUUUUUUGAUUUGGGGGAGGUGUUGGAUUUUGUGGGUUUUUGCAUGUUGUGGUUUUUGGUGGAAAUUUGAGUGAUUUUGUGAAAUUGGGGAUUGAUGGUUUGGUUUUGUUGAAUAUAGAAAAUUAAAAAAGAGUAAAAAUUAGGGUUUUUCAGGGUUUGGUUUUGAUUUGGUAGGGUCUACAUGUCUAAGCCUUAGGGGGGUCCUCCUCUGCUCAGUUGUGGAGGAUCCCUAUUGAAAAUAAGUUAAAAAGAGAAAAUAAAAAUUGGGUUUUGAAGUUUGGGAUUCUCUGUGAUGAAAAUUGUUAUGUUGGUUGAGUUCUGGGUGGAAAAUCAAGUGGGUUAGUAGCUGAAAAGGUUUGUAUAUUUCCUGUGGAUUGGUUUUCUUGUGGGUUUUGUAUUAGAUUUUGGUGGAAAUGUUUGGUUCUGUUCCGGACAGAGGCCAUGAUAGCAGUGGAAUUUCGGUUCCGGUUUUGAUUCCCUGUACAUUCCUGUGGCGAAAUGGGGGAAGAAGCGUGGCACUUUGUGGCACUUUCACAAGGUGGUCAGGAAGUAUACCCAUGUCUCCGGUGGAGGGGCGCGAUGACGUGUUUCAAGUUGUUUGCAAUUUGACACCGGGAAAUCACCAGUACAAGUUUUGUGUUGAUGGAGUGUGGCGGCAUGACGAGAGUCAGCCCUUCAUAACAGGGGAAUAUGGGUUAGUGAAUACCAUCUUAAUAAGAGAACCGGAUAUGAUUCCCUCUACUUAUAGUCAUCAACCACCUGACAUAGACAUGGAUUAUGAUGUCGUUAUGCCCCCGGAAGCAGUUCCAAGGAUAUCAGUGACUGAUUUGGAGGUUUCUCGACACCGUAUAUCUUUGUUCCUGUCUACACAUAAUGCUUAUGAAUUGCUUCCUGAGUCAGGCAAGAUCAUUGCCCUGGAUGUUAACUUACCUGUGAAGCAAGCGUUUCAUAUUCUCUUUGAGCAGGGAAUCUCUGUGGCUCCUCUCUGGGAUUUUGGCAAGGGCCAGUUUGUUGGAGUUCUUAGUGCGUUGGACUUCAUCCUAAUAUUGAAAGAGCUUGGGAGUCAUGGAUCAAACUUGACAGAGGAAGAGCUUGAAACACAUACUAUAGCAGCUUGGAAAGAGGGGGGAAAACUACAUCUUACUAGAACAAUGGAUGGCAAUGGGGCAUCAUUUUCUCGUCGACAUCUUGUUCAUGCUGGGCCAAACGAUUGUCUGAAAGAUGUUGCUUUGAAAAUUUUGCAAAACAAGGUGGCGACAGUUCCCAUAAUCCAUUUUUCUUUGCAGGAUGGUUCAGUUCCACAGUUGCUACAUCUUGCUUCCCUGUCUGGGAUACUAAAAUGUAUAUACAGGUAUUUUAGACAUUCGUCUAGCUCCUUGCCCAUUCUUCAACAACCGAUUUGUUCAAUUCCUUGUGGAACAUGGGUUCCAAAAAUUGGUGACUCGAAGCCAUUUGCAAUGUUAAGGCCAAAUGCCUCUCUUAGUGCUGCUCUAGCUUUGUUGGUUCAAGCUGGAGUUAGUUCAAUACCAAUUGUGGAUGAUAACGGCUCGUUGCUGGAUAUUUAUUCACGGAGUGAUAUUACUGCUUUGGCAAAAGAUAAAGUAUAUGCACAAAUUCGCCUCGAUGAAAUGAGUAUUCUUGAGUUGCUGCAGUGUCUGCCCAAACUUCUGGAUGUCAAAUGUUCAGUCGUUAAGUCAGGCACAAUGCAUUGCGAUUGGGACAAGAUGCAAACUCACCUCAUGGGGUCUUCAAUGGACAGAGAUGUCAGAUGUGUUUGCGAUCUGAUCCCCUGCAUGAAGUGAUGAAACGGUUGGCAAAUCCUGGGGUUAGGAGACUUAUAAUUGUGGAGGCUGGCAGCAAUCGUGUGGAAGGUAUAAUAUCAUUGAGUGAUGUGUUCAAAUUCUUGCUAGGUUAUCCAGAAUUUGUUGGCCACCAUUUCACAUGAAGGGGCUGAUCAUGGUGCCAUUUGGGAAGUCCCAUUGAUUUAUUGACAUCUUGUAUCUUUGAGCUGUGAUCUCCUUCCCAUUGUGAAAGCUCUAAUUUCUUUCUCCAAGUCUUGGUUGGACUAGCCUCAUGCUUCUGAGCACCACCCCCAUCUUUAGGAUAGAAAAUUUUAAAGAGAAAAAAGAAAUCUGUAAAUUGUGAGGUUUCAAUUUUUUACCUUUUCAACACCUAAUUAUUAUCAACUGUGCAGCUGGCACAGCUGCCAUGUUUGUGUCUAGUGCUAACAGAAAAUGAGGCAGGAAAAAAGAAGUGAAGACUUUAUAUGGCACCCUUUGCUGCUUGUUCGGCUGUACGUAAAAAAGUCUGUUAGUUCAAUUUCAAUUUCAGUUGCUGUUCUUCGAUUGUUUAAUUGUAACAUUGCUGUUUGUUGGGCUGUGACAAUUUAUGUCACGGGGUUUAAUUGUCUAUAAAUUUAAGAUGGCUUGUUUGUGUCUCUUGUUUAGAGCUUCAAUAUGAUCUCAUUGCUUUUUCA